Molecule: messenger RNA, 3002 nt
Organism: Poecilia latipinna (sailfin molly)
Lineage: Eukaryota; Metazoa; Chordata; Actinopteri; Cyprinodontiformes; Poeciliidae
Exons: 5
Coding region: 186-992 (268 amino acids)
Source: RefSeq, a predicted model, not a curated record
AAAGAAAAAAAAAGAAAAAGCAGCAAGAAAAGCGAAAACCAAAAAUGAUCCCUGACACUCACAGAAAUAGGAAAAAGAAAGGCUGAACAAACAGGUUGUGUUAAGUUAAAAGAGUGCGAGACUGUCAGACUAUUUCCGCGAGCCAAAACAUGGAGACUUGAUCUUUACAAGGGAGCUGAGAUUUUAUGCUGACUGAACAACAGCAUUUGUCUUUUUUUUUUUUUUUUUUUUUACCAGACAUGUAUCCAUUUAUCUUGCGUGUGAUCAGCUGCCUGUGUAUCUUUCAGGGAGGUGUUUUUUCUGAAGAAUGCAGUCAGGGUGCACUCGGAAAACGUGAGACAUUCUUCGUGCCUGCAGGGGGCAGCUUGUCUCUGUCCUGUGUGGUUCAACACUGUGGAGGCAACUGGACAGGCAACUGGUUGAAGAUGUGGGAAAAUUCCACUUCAACCACUGUUGAAAACAGCGCAAGGCACCGUUUCACCAUUGCCCCAGUCAGUGCCAAUCGAAGCGAACUACUUUUAAAGAUUUUGAGUGUUAGACAGUCAGAUGAAGGGUUGUACACAUGCAAUGUGAAAUGGAGUGAUGGAAGCAAUGCUGUAAGCCAUUGGAAGCAAGUGAAUGUCACAAAAGGUGUUGCCUCUCAGAGAAAACUCUUACACAGGGUUCUGGUCUGCACUGGCGCCUUUCUUUGCCUUCCUGUCAUUUUGGGAUUGGCUCGCUGCCUGAGUUCAGAGGUUAAGCAACAGCCACAUCCCAGGAUAGAGGUCUUUCAUGCAGAUGGACAUAGAGAUGGAUCACAUCAGCCUCCACAGCCUCCACCCCGACGCCCAGUACCAAAGAAACGCACUGCUCCUCCUCACAAAGCUCUGUCACCAUCCCAGCAAAAGCCAGAGCUGCUGUACGCAGACAUUUCUCAGGAUGCCCUGAUGAAUCAAAAGGGUCCGAGAGAGCCAGUUCAACCCACCGUCUACUCAUCUGUCAGGUUUUCCUGACAGCAGAAGACAGAAGACGGAGAUAUGGAGCAGUCGGGUCCAAAUGUCUGUGGUAUAUCCCAUUUAUUUGGGCCUUCAUCUAUUUCUCCAGUUCUUGUUCUGUAUUGGACACAAGUUCAGUGAUUCAGUGUCUUUGAGCCAUCACCAAGGUCCUGGCAUCAUUCUGGUUGGAUGCAAAACUUUCCAUUAGAGGUGAUAACGUGUUUAAAUGGAGAUGGGUUUUCUUGCACUUUUUAUCAUGUCAUAUAAGGGCUAUUCAAGAAGCUCAGUAUCAGCCUACUGUGUACAUUACAAAAGCAGUUUGGUUGGGUGUUUAGGAUUAUUGUCCUAUCAUAACUAAUGUGCACAGGUUUGUCGUUUUGAGGGAAAGUUGAAUAACCUCGCGGUAAUUUUUAAUUUUUAUUACUUCCAAUCAGCUUAGUUUUAUUUAUAGAGUGCCGAUUCACACCAAAUGAAUCAUCCUGAGGCGUUUUUAUUAAAAACAAACGUUUACUUUGUUCUAGUGAUCAAGCAGUACGUUAAGCUCAGUUAAUUAUUCUAAGUAGUUUAAAAAGUUUCUAAGGAAACCGAGCAGAUUGCAUUGAGUCAUCAAUUUAAAACGUUCACUCCACAUGGAGGGGCUGGCAUCGAGUCGUUGACUUUACAGCAAUCCCUCCUACAGAGGAUGCACGUAGAAGCACAUAGCAGAACCUGGAUCAGUACAAGCAGCCAUCGGCCUCGACCGACUGGGGGUUCGACAGAGCAGAAUGCACAAGAAGAAACUAAUGAAAUGAUGUUGGAUUAUUUUUAAUAUUCAUUAUUUCAUCAACUUCUUGCAAUCUACAAUGUGAGAGAAACAGACUGCCACCCCCAUGGUUGAGGCCUGGUAUGGUGUAGUUAGGCUUAAAGCCCCUACUAUGACUGAUCUGAAUGUUCAUCUUGGCAUUAUGUUCAAAUAUUCAGUGCGUGUUGAUGUUGAACUUGUUUUUCUGUGAAUAGUGACACUGGUGUCUUUAUGGUAGCGUGUUGGUUAUCCCCAAGUUGUUAUUGAACAUCCUAACCAACUGAUUUUUAUCUGAGGGUGAAAGUUCGACUCUUAUCUACUUCCAACAAUUAAUAAAAGUGUAUUUUAUAAAUUAUGCGUUUUGUGUGGACACCUUACAAAAAGUAAAAAAAAAAAAAAAAAAAAAAAAAAACCCACAUAUGGCACAAAAUACAACAUUUUAUUGUAGAAUAAAUUCUCAGUGGCACAUUACAUAACCAAAUAUACAUAUACGUUAUUUAGACAUCUCUUAAAUUAAUAUAUUUUCAUUUUAUAAUUUUACUUUAAUUAAUUAGCAUAUUCUGCAGUGAUUUGUUUGUACAUGACAUCAAUGCAAAAGAAGUUAAUAUAAUAAAUUAAGCAUGUCAACAGAGAAAAAAGGUUGCAGGACAUUUUUGGGCAAUACAGUUACAAACAAAACGAUAAACAGAACUUCCUGUUUCUUCUGUCCCUACGCUCCUUGCACGAGGUAAUUGGUGGCCUAUCCCAUUUCAAAAUGAUGCGCUAGCCUAGGUAUCUGAAAACUACAUUUCAAGUAACUUCAUCCAGAGCAACUUCCCAAGACGUUAAAACUCAAUAAACGAGGACAUUUGCAAUGCGUGUGAACUUUGAAACUUCAGUUUGCUAAGCCGUCUUCAACUUCACCAACAGUUUCCUGUGCAGUAAAACACGAUGUUCAUUCAAACGCUUUCUAGUUUGGUCACACUAAACACACAGAAGUCAAUGCUGAAGUCUAAUGCUAAUGUUAAUAUGUUGACAGCCAGCUGACAAUCACAGAAGAUUCAUGGCCCCGUUGUGCUUGAGAGAAACUAUCGUUGCAAAUUUAAGCGUUUGAAACCAUAGCUACCAUGGCAUUAAACGCAAAUGACAAGACUGUAAUUAACAUUAAGAGUAACUUCUAUAAAAGGUGGUUCAAAGGCCUGGUGGGGCAUAUUUUUCAAGUCGUCUUCAUCGAUUCUCUCACUGGCAAACUUCCCUGCUAAAAAAAA